Molecule: messenger RNA, 6644 nt
Organism: Meriones unguiculatus (Mongolian gerbil)
Lineage: Eukaryota; Metazoa; Chordata; Mammalia; Rodentia; Muridae
Gene: Gspt1
Product: G1 to S phase transition 1
Exons: 15
Coding region: 302-2218 (638 amino acids)
Biological process (GO): translation
Cellular component (GO): translation release factor complex
Molecular function (GO): translation release factor activity; GTPase activity; GTP binding
Source: RefSeq, a predicted model, not a curated record
GGUAGCGAGGGGUCAAUCCACGCCAAGCGUGGGGUUGGCGGUGAGGCCGGCGGCGGUAGUUGGGGCUGGGUGGGAGGAGAUCCUUUCGCACACACGAGGAGGGUUGAGCCGCUGUUGCCCUGGUCAAGAGUGCCCAGUUUGGACUGUCGCUGCCACCCAAGAACCCGAGGAGUGAGUCGUUGGCCGGCAGCCCCUCUGUCUUAACGUUCUCCUUGGGUCAGCUCGGCCUGCUCCUCCCCGGUCGGCCGCCCCCGCCUCCAUUUCCCGCCCUCUCUUCACCACACACACGGCCCCCCCGAUCAUGGAUCCCAGCAGCGGCGGAGGCGGUGGUGGCGGCGGCGGAGGUGGCGGCGGCGGCGGCGGCGGCGGGAGCAGCAGCAGCAGCAGCGACUCAGCGCCCGACUGCUGGGACCAGACGGAUAUGGAGACCCCCGGGCCGGGGCCUUGCGGCGGCGGCUCCACGGUAGGAGAGGCCCAGCGUGAGAACCUCAGCGCGGCCUUCACCCGGCAACUCAACGUCAACGCCAAGCCCUUCGUCCCCAACGUCCACGCCGCGGAAUUCGUGCCGUCCUUCCUGCGGGGCCCUGCCCAGCCGCCACCAUCACCAGCUGGCGCGGCCGGCGGCGACCACGGAGCGGGCAGCAGCGCGGGAGGCCCUUCGGCACCUGUGGAGUCCUCUCAAGAACCGUCAUUGUGUGAAGGUUCAAAUUCAGCUGUUAGCAUGGAACUUUCAGAACCUGUUGAAAAUGGAGAAACAGAAAUGUCCCCAGAAGAAUCAUGGGAGCACAAAGAAGAAAUAAGUGAAGCAGAGCCAGGGGGUGGUUCCUCAGGAGAUGGAAGGCCACAAGAGGAAAGUACCCAAGAAAUGAUGGAAGAGGAAGAAGAAAUACCAAAACCUAAGUCGGUGGUGGCACCGCCAGGUGCUCCUAAGAAAGAACAUGUAAAUGUAGUAUUCAUUGGGCAUGUUGAUGCGGGCAAGUCAACCAUUGGAGGGCAAAUAAUGUAUUUGACUGGAAUGGUCGACAAAAGGACACUUGAGAAAUAUGAACGAGAAGCUAAAGAAAAAAACAGAGAAACUUGGUACUUGUCUUGGGCCUUAGACACAAAUCAGGAAGAGCGAGACAAGGGUAAAACAGUAGAAGUGGGUCGUGCCUAUUUUGAAACAGAAAAGAAGCAUUUUACAAUUCUAGAUGCUCCUGGCCAUAAGAGUUUUGUCCCAAAUAUGAUUGGUGGUGCCUCUCAAGCUGACUUGGCUGUACUGGUAAUAUCAGCCAGGAAAGGAGAGUUUGAAACCGGAUUUGAAAAAGGAGGACAGACAAGAGAGCAUGCAAUGUUGGCAAAGACAGCAGGUGUCAAACAUUUAAUUGUGCUAAUUAAUAAGAUGGAUGAUCCAACAGUAAACUGGAGCAAUGAGAGGUAUGAAGAAUGUAAAGAAAAACUAGUACCAUUUUUGAAAAAAGUUGGCUUCAAUCCCAAAAAGGACAUUCAUUUUAUGCCCUGCUCAGGACUGACGGGAGCAAAUCUCAAAGAGCAAUCAGAUUUCUGUCCUUGGUACAUUGGCUUACCAUUUAUUCCCUAUCUGGAUAAUUUGCCAAACUUCAAUAGAUCCGUUGAUGGACCAAUCAGGCUGCCAAUUGUCGAUAAGUACAAGGAUAUGGGGACUGUGGUCCUGGGAAAGCUGGAAUCUGGAUCUAUUUGUAAAGGCCAGCAGCUUGUAAUGAUGCCAAACAAGCACAACGUGGAAGUUCUUGGAAUACUGUCUGAUGAUGUAGAAACGGACUCUGUAGCUCCAGGUGAAAACCUCAAAAUCAGACUGAAAGGAAUUGAAGAAGAAGAGAUUCUACCAGGAUUCAUCCUUUGUGAUCUUAAUAAUCUUUGUCAUUCUGGACGCACAUUUGAUGCCCAGAUAGUGAUUAUAGAGCACAAGUCCAUCAUUUGCCCGGGGUAUAAUGCGGUGCUGCACAUUCACACCUGUAUCGAGGAAGUUGAAAUAACAGCCUUAAUCUGCUUGGUAGACAAAAAAUCAGGAGAAAAAAGUAAGACUCGGCCCCGUUUUGUGAAACAAGAUCAAGUAUGCAUUGCUCGUUUAAGGACAGCAGGGACCAUCUGUCUGGAGACCUUUAAAGACUUCCCUCAGAUGGGGCGCUUUACCUUAAGAGAUGAGGGUAAGACCAUUGCAAUUGGAAAAGUUCUGAAACUGGUUCCAGAGAAAGACUAAGCAUUUUCUUGAUGACCCUGCACAAUACUGUGAGGAAAACUGACUGCAAAAGCCUACUUCACACCGCCUUCUCUUAUUUUCUGCCCAUUGAUAAACUUCUUCCCAUAUUUUGCAAAGAAAAUUCACAGCAAAAGUCCACAUUAUGUCAGCUUUCUCAUAUUGAGAGCUCUGCUAUGCCACUGUUGAAUUUUCCCCAAGAUUUUGCCCCUCUUUCAAACUUCGCUUCCUUGGACAGAUUUGGCAAUAGCUUUGUAAGUGAUGUGGACAUAAUUGCCUACAAUAAUGAAAACCUACAGGAAUUUUUUUAUUUUUCAUUUUCCCCUUAGGCAUAGUUAGUCUCUUUUUUUCCCCAGGCAGAUCAUUCUGAGUGUGCGAGUGUGUGUGCACAUGUUAAAAAGACAACUACCAUGUUAAUAAAAUAUUCAAUUUGAAACCCUUUCGGUAUUUGAAUUGCUUUUGAAUACUGUUUUUUAUCUCAAUGUAACGUUGUUGCAUUAGCUUUUUAACUGCCAAGUAAUUGAAUACAUUUUAUUACUUGGAUUUUUCUAAACUCCCCCUACUCACUCACUUUAAACGGGGCAUUUACAAACACUGCUCAAGUUUGUAUUAAAGGAAAGAAUUUGUUUGAUCCCUUAUUUUGAUGGUUGAUGCAUAAACACCUUUAUCCAACUGUGGCACUGCUUUACUAUAACUAGGUCUAUUGGUUAUUUUCUGCCAAGUUAUAUUUUAAUGAUUUCUUAAAUGCAGUAAGUUCUUUGGAAAUUAAAAACAGCAUUACUGUUGUCUUUAUAAGUAAAGCUUAAUGAAACUAUACCCCUACAGACAACUCCAUUAGCUUGUAACAUUAAUGGAAUUUACAGUAAAAGCAUGUUGAGACUGGCGAACGCCCUUUGGUUUUCCUAAAAGCUGCAUGCAUCUAAUAUGAAACCCUGUCAGUUCCACAUGCCAGUUCCAUGGGUUACUCACUCUGUCAGUAACUUUAAAGGGUGGAAGAGCCUCACUGCUUCAUGCCAAUUCUCAAUCCAGUGACUAAAUGAACAGUCAUCACAAACUGCUCAUACCAAAAUGAACAGUAACAAAUAGAAUCAAGCACAGAAUAGGUUUUAUCUCAAUCAUUUGAGUUUUCUUCAGCAUAAGCUGGAAUUUACUAAUAAUGUUUUGGAUGAACCACAGUGCAACAUUGUGGUAUUGUGGUUUCAGGUUGAAGGGUGAUUUUUCUACUACAGCUAUCAUGGCUGAAAUUUUUCGUGAGAAUGAAUGGGAAAUGAAAGAGACAGUUUCUAGGUUUGUCAGAGAUUGCCUUUGUGUUCAGUGUGUGCUUCCAUUUUUGAGAUUUGGCCUCUUUUACAUUGUGAUUCCUAAGAUACAUUCUAACUAUAUGUUUAAUGGUAUGGUCCAUCCCUGUAAUCUUAUUCUGCAGAAAAGCCUAGCUAACUUGUAUUUCCAGUCAUAAAACAAAAACACAAGUGUUUUCUUAACAAUGAAAAGAAUUACGGAAAUGGAUCUGCUGUGGUCUUACGAACAGGGCUAAAGUAGUGCCCUACAGCUUGUUUGAACUACACUUAUGGCUAUUAAAGUGCAUGAAAUUUAAAUUUUACGAUGUCUGCAAAUAUCUGGGCUUUUAUUUUUCUGUGACAUGGGAGCUCUAAUGAGAAUAAAAUAGUCUUUUAAUAUUUCCAUACUAAGAAGGAAAAAUAUUAGCAGAAGCUUGAGUCUUAAUCUUUGAAUCUCCAAAAUUGUUUCCAAAGAUUUCUCUUUUGGAAUUAAACAUAUUUUUAAGAAAAAGUUAUAUUUGCUAUUAAGACACUUAACAGUAUUAAGAAUGUUAUGUGCUUACUGCAACAUUACAUUCUUAAGGGAAAUGACUUGGCCAGUUCGUUUGAAAGGCUUACCUCUAAAAGAUAAUUUAAGGACAAAGGUAAUUCCAAAAUUUUUUCAUUGGAAUUCUAUCAACAGGAUUAAUCAAACACCAUUCAUUUUAGGGACAUUGAAGCUUGAAAAACUAUUUAGACUGGAUGCUUUUUAAGAUAGUGGUUAUAUGACUAAGGAGAUAAAAUAUCUGAAGUAAAUUUGGAAUGUGUGCAGAUUCUGGAUUUUUCAAGAGCAAUACAGUUUUGUGCUGUCAUUCUGCCUUCUGCUAGUGUAAACUUUUUAUGUGGUUGACAAUGCAAAAUAGGAUAACUACACAUUCUGGAUAUUAAAGAGCUUAAGAUUUUCAAUUAUAUUAACAUAGGCACAUUAGCAUCAUGAUUUGGUGUGCCCCAUUUUACAUUAAUGAUGCUUAUGUAACUUUUAUGCUGUUAUUGAAUCUUUUAAGUGAGUUUUAAGAGGUGGCAUUUAAAAACAUCGUAACUCUUCCUUAAGAAACAGCAGUUUUUUGUUUAUACAUAAUUUGCUAUGCAGUGGGGGGGAAAUCUAUAUAAAACCAAACCACAAGAAGUUGGACUGAGUGUAUCUUGCCUGAAAUUCAAUGACAAACUAACUUGUUUGUAAAUGAUUAAACACAUUUUUCUCCUUGUUUUUAAUUAUUAAAAAUCUUGAAACAUGGUAAUUACAUGUUAAAAAAAUUUUGUAAACUGAAGUACAAGCUGUUCUCUCUACCAAGGAAAUUCAUGCUUGUUUGCUGUUCCUGAAAACCACUCAAGCUACUUUUACAGUAUGGGACAUUAAGAACAUUGAAAGUUAUUUGGUUGAACAAUCCUGGCAUCAGUUGAAGUGCUGCAAAUAUUUUGGCUUAUACUUGCAGUCAGAUGCAGUUUUACAAUUUAAGAAUCCAUGAUGAACGUUUGAAAGAAAAAAAGUCAGCUUAACUCCCUUGGCCAUCUCUGGGAAUACUAGUAUUCCUCCAUGAUCUUGGAGGACUGUUUACACGUGGCAGCACUCUAGCACAUUUUCUCACUGGCAUGGACUGACUGCUGCUUCACGAAUGAUAACUUCAUUGCUUUGGGUAGAGAUUUAGGUAAUCAAGGGACAAAGCUGUAGUUUUUAAUGUUAGGCAACUUCCAACCUUUAAUCCAUUUGUGAAAAUUCCAGUUACAGUAAUAUAGCUAUGACUGUAGAAUGACUAGAUGUUAUAUUCAUAUUGUUGGCUUACCUUAUUAGAAUGAACUGUUCAAUUAAUCCUCUCACAGACCUGUAGUAGAGUAGAUAGAUAGCACUCAACUGGAUUUGGGAGAUUAUCUCCAAAUACUGCAUACUUCUUCCAGUUAAUUUUUCAAUGAUUGUAACAAAUGGCCUCUAAUUAAUUAUUCAUGAUCUUGUUUCUUUAGAGAUCUUGCCAUGGCAGCACCUUGGUAAAUUAAGUAUAAGUACAUAUAUGCACAACUCAUGACUUAAUAGGUUUAAAUUUAGCAAUUGGUUAAAUUAGAUUUCAUAGUAUGUGGAAUAGAAAGUGUUAUUUUCUGCUAGUAAUUUAGUAAGUUGCAUUUGAACCCAUUUAUUGCCAGAAUUCAGAUAGGUUAGAUUUGAUACUUGAUGGUUUUGGUUCUGGGAUAUUCUUAAUUUUUAGAAACCUAGAACUUAAUGAGUCUUCCCUUCAAUAAAUAUACUUCUCACAUACCUCUAAUCCUAUGCUUCCUUGAAACAGUAAUAUGCUAGCCAAGUUGUUUACUAAGGAUUAGUAUGAGGACAUGGAGGCACAGGGCAGGGUGUGUAUAGUUAUUUAAAACUUUUCCAGUGCAAGGGAAAAAUAAAAAGGCACUAACCCUGAUUAGGCAGAAAACAUGGAUUUCUUUAGCAGCCCCAAAACAGUAUUGCUUUUUUUUUUUUUCUGCCUUGUCACACAUGCCACUGUGCCCUUUAAAUCUUGACCUGGAAAGCUCAGGUUUACGGACUGCACAGGUGAAUGGCAUUUGUGCUUCCUGAGGCUCCCCUCUGCUAGGCACACUAGGUUAGUGCUUCGGAUGUCAGCCUGAGUCCUUGCUACCUCCUUUCCUGCUGCGUGGGGAAGAGUGUGCUGGAGCUGGAUGGUGCUCUGGCCCUCCUCAGGUGAUGAUCCUCGCCUCCAUUUCUCCCACAUUUGUUAGGUGAAACAGGUCUGAGCCUGCAAGUCUGCAAUUUAAGGGAGAUGUUGGGAUCUCAGAAAUGUACACACUUCUUAACUAGUUUCUUCAGUUUGUUUUAAAGGAAAUGUGGAUCUCUCAGGCCAGGAUUUAGUGGCUAAUUUUUACUGAACUGCUUAAUACCUAGAAGCCCAUUUUAAAAGAAAAACAAGAUUACUUAAAACUGGGUGUUUAGCCUAAUUCCAAAGCAUGAAUGAAUGUUCUAGGUAGGAAAGAAACCCUUUUUUUAUGAUUUGUAGCUACCUACUGUGCCUGACUUGGUGCCUGUGUGAGGAUUAAACCCUUAGUCUGCUCUUGCAAUUACUCAAAUGACUGAAGUUUAAAAAUUUUGUUUUGUAACAAUAAAAAUUGUCAUCUUCCCUUUU